CUAUGGACAAAAUGUCGCAUUCUGUUUUGGUGUUGUCUUUCAAUAAAGAAAAUCAAUUUCCCUAAUUUUGAAGUAUUUAUCACACAAAUUAACCCCAAAGUUUAUAUAAUAAACACACAGGCAAGUAAUUAAUGCAGCCAUGAAUACGGCAGCACCAACCUCUGCUGAUGCCUGCCUCAGCAUUGUGCACUCCCUAAUGUGUCACAGGCAGGGCGGAGAAAGUGAAGGCUUCUCGAAGAGAGCUAUAGAGUCGCUUGUUAAGAAACUGAAGGAGAAAAGAGAGGAAUUGGACUCUUUAAUCACAGCUAUCACAACAAAUGGAGCACAUCCAAGCAAAUGUGUCACUAUACAGAGGACACUUGAUGGACGGUUACAGGUUGCAGGCCGCAAGGGGUUCCCACACGUGAUAUACGCGCGAAUAUGGCGAUGGCCAGACCUCCACAAGAAUGAGCUCAAGCAUGUUAAAUUCUGUCAGUUUGCCUUUGACCUAAAAUGUGACUCAGUGUGCGUGAACCCUUAUCAUUAUGAGAGGGUGGUUUCACCUGGCAUUGACUUGUCAGGCUUAACCCUACAGUCUGGUCCGAGCCGGCUAGUCAAAGACGAAUACACGGCGGGGCUCAGUGGCAAUGGCAUGGACAUGGACACGGGCGAGCUGGUCACCAUCCAACAUCACGCCACGAGCCCCCGGCACCACCACGGCAGCAUGCCGCACCACCAUGCGCAGUUUCAGCCGGCCAACAUCAUCAUUAAUCAGGGGCCAGCAGCGGAAAGUCUACAAAGCAUGUUUUCGUCGUCGCACGCGCCGCGCGCGCCGCUGCGGCCGCCGGGGGCGCCCCAGCACGCGCCGCCGCCACCCAUGGGCCACUCGCCCGGCGCACAAAUGAUAUCCAACCACCCCACAGGCGCGCAAAUGUCGAACCCCAACGUCAACCAAGGCCCACCUCAAAUGGGUCCCCAAAGAAACUCUGGCACCCCUCACAUGGGCCCUGGAACCCCACACAUGGGGCCUGGCACCCCUCACAUGGGGCCUGGGACUCCACAUAUGGGUCCGGGCACUCCGCAUAUGGGACCGGGGGGUAUGAGCCCAGGGGGCCCGCUGGCAUCGCCCCGCAUGGCCCAGGCGCCCACCCAGAUGUCCCCGGGCACUCCGCAGAUGCCCAGCAUAUCGCAGAGCAUGCCCAUGCCGAGCCCUCAGCAGAUGAUGGGCCAGCAGAGGGCGCUAGUGCCCAAGCUAGAGCCCCCCGACACGAUGGACGCGAGAGCCAUGUGGCUGCCGAAAAGAAUGAAUCACUCGUCGAUUCCCGUGGGUAUGUCACCGGGAGCCACCACGCCGCUCAUAGACAACGCUAACACGACAUUCUUCGCUGCCGAACCCACCGCCGCCGACACGCAAAUGACGCAGACUCUACCCAUAUCAGCGGUGGCGGUGUCGUCAGUGCCUCCGGAGCCGCAACAGAACGGGCUGGGCCCCGCCACGCCGCUGGCCAGCCCCGCGCCCGUCGCCAGCCCGCCCGCCGCCGCGCACAACGAACAUCAACAAGGCACAUGGACGGGCAACAACACACUGACAUACACGCAGAGCCUGGCGCCGCCGCCCGCCGCCGCGCCCGCCGUCGACACGCCCACCCACCAUCAUCACUAUUAUAACGGCAACCCGGGUGGCCUGCUGUCAAGUCAACCAGCGCCCGAGUACUGGUGUUCAGUCGCGUACUUCGAGCUAGACACUCAAGUGGGGGAGACCUUCAAAGUACCUUCGAGCAGACCUAAUGUUACGGUGGACGGCUACGUAGACCCUUCAGGAGGAAACAGAUUCUGUUUGGGCGCCCUCAGCAAUGUGCACAGAACAGAACAGAGUGAAAGAGCGAGACUCCACAUAGGCAAAGGCGUGCAACUAGACCUCCGCGGCGAGGGCGACGUGUGGCUGCGCUGCCUGUCGGACCACUCCGUGUUCGUGCAGUCCUACUACCUGGACCGCGAGGCGGGCCGCGCGCCCGGCGACGCCGUGCACAAGAUAUACCCCUCCGCCUGCAUUAAAGUAUUCGACCUCCGCCAGUGCCACCGGCAGAUGCAGUCGCAGGCGGCGACGGCGCAGGCGGCGGUGGCGGCGCGCGCGGCCGCGGUGGCCGGGCACAUACAGCCGGCGCAUCCGAAUCUAACAGCGGCGGCGGGCAUAGGCGUGGACGACUUGCGACGUCUGUGCAUAGUCCGACUGUCGUUCGUCAAGGGCUGGGGGCCGGACUACCCGCGCUCCAGUAUCAAGGAGACGCCUUGCUGGGUCGAGGUGCAUCUACAUAGGGCACUGCAACUGUUGGACGAGGUGCUGCACACGAUGCCCAUCGACGGCCCUCGGAGCAACAUCGAGUAGGAGUUAUUCGGCUUCUUUUGAGGCCUUCGCGAUCGCAGCGUUCGACAGACACUUAAAUCGUGCUCAGUACGCGCUAGUGCGUGCCCAGUACGUGCUAGUGCGUGCCCAGUACGUGCUAGUGCGUGCCCAGUACGUGAUAAUGCGUGCUCAGUACGCGUAUAUUAAAAUGUGCAAGUUUGUUCAAGGAUUGUGAUGGGUGACUGUGAACUAAAAGGAAAGUGAUAAAUACGGAAUUGAAUUGUGUUUAAAUUGCAAACUAAUCUUUGUUAUUUUUGUUACCUACUGUGUAUUUUUGUAUACUACGGUUGCUAUAAAAGUUUCAAUUAGAUUAGUUUGUUGUUUUACUAAAGAAAGAUAUUGUUUUUUGUUAGUCGGUUUUGCCAUAUAAUAUGUUGAAUGUAGAGCAUUUACUUUGUUUAUUUAGAAAGUGAGACUUGAAAUAAUACUCUGUUUAAUCAUUAGUAUUUUAUAUUUUUUGGCCGUCUUCCAUUAUCAAAAUUAUUUUCUAUUUUUAUUGGCAAUCAAAUUGGCGUUGUUUUUUUUAUGAAGGGCUAUGUUUGUAAAGUAACAAAUUGCACAUUUGUUUUAAAGUGCGUCGUUCGAGUUUUUUUUAAAACAGGUGAACUAUAUUAAAUCUUGUCAUUUUAUAUUGGACUCUAGAGUAUAUGUUUUGUCUCUUAUCUUUCAAGGAGACUUUUAGUUCAUUUAGCGUUAACCCCUAACAGUUAGGUAAAUGAUAGAUAUAAAUAGAUUAUAUUGCAGUAUUGUGAAGGAGACAAACUAAAGAACAUUAUAAAGGAUCUCAGUAAGUAAAUAUAUAUUUCACAAAUCCUAAAGAUUGUAGUUAUAUAUUUAAAUGAAUACAAUAUAUAACGUUAAGAGUGAUAGUGCUAGUAGAUACAUAUUUACAGUUGGUUAACCAAACUUGAAUAGUAAUAUGAGAUAUUGAUUUUUGUAACAGCUAUACCAAAAUAAGCAUUUUAUAGAUAACGACUAUGACAAGAUGUAAUUAUAGUUCAACUUGAAAGAAGCCAAAUGGGAAAUUAGACUUUAAGAUAUAAUUUGUAAGGUAGUUUAUUUUAAGAUAGCCGAUAACUUAUGUUUUAUUUUUAAUGUUUUUCAAAUGUAAAUAUAUAAUUGGUUUGGUUAGUACGUGUUGGAAUGUAAGGCUGUUGUUUCGUUAGCUUUAUGUGCCUGCCUUGGAUUGCAUUGGAGGAUUCAUCAAAAAUAUGUAUGUGAAAAAGUCAUAGUUAGAAAACAAGGAAUAACGCACGCACAAAACACUGUCAGUUAGGCAACACUAUAAAAACACUUUAGACAUCUAACAAAAACAAAAGCGGUGUUUGCACCUGGCAAUCAAAAAUGUAGAAGUCGAUUGUUAUUGUAAAUAGGGUUACCUCCGUGCAAUUCGACUAGGAAUGUUGUUUGAUCUGUGAUGUGCUAAUGAAAUUGUUUGGUAAAGUUUAGGUAAACACGUACUAGCCGUUUAGAAUCAAAAAGAUAAUUUUAAACGAAUAUCUGUCUACGUCAUUAAUUUUCGUAUUUGUGCCUAGAUUUAAGAGUAAAAUGACAUAUUUUGUGUACGAAAUCGUAGGAACGUUAUUUUUUAUAGAUUUUAAGAAACGAUAAGCGUUUUAUAUCAUUUUUGAGAUUUGUUUCGUAUGAAGAAUAUUCUUUACUAUCGUUUAGGUAUUUUGUGUUCAAUACAACUGAUAUUAUACAUUUUGUUAUACACAAAAGGCGUUAUAAAUAAUACAACGUAUUGUAAAUAUUUUCAAUAAAAUGUUGUAUGAUUAUAAAUUCACGUAAUUUAUCAAAAUUGGACUUGAAGUUAUACACCUGCUAUAAUCGCAGCUUCGUAAUGAUUACUUAUUAUGUAAUU
Molecule: messenger RNA, 4247 nt
Organism: Plutella xylostella (diamondback moth)
Lineage: Eukaryota; Metazoa; Arthropoda; Insecta; Lepidoptera; Plutellidae
Gene: Med
Product: Smad/Smad4 homolog Medea
Biological process (GO): anatomical structure morphogenesis; BMP signaling pathway; SMAD protein signal transduction
Cellular component (GO): heteromeric SMAD protein complex
Molecular function (GO): RNA polymerase II cis-regulatory region sequence-specific DNA binding; DNA-binding transcription factor activity, RNA polymerase II-specific; I-SMAD binding
Source: RefSeq, a predicted model, not a curated record